GUAAAACUGGCGAGAAAACCUGAUACAACAACACCCGAUCCACAAGUUUCUGGAUCCGAUAUCUCCGGAAUACUCGAAAUUGAGAAAAAAAAAAAAAAACAAAUAACCAAAUUACCUAAACCCUUAGGUACAAAACCUAAACCCGAACCAACGACGCGAGUCGUCGCUUCUUUCCCUCCUCGUCGAACGCCCGAAAAAACGGUGAGGAAUUACAAAGUAUGUUCCCGGCGCAUCGCGCCGACUACAAAGUAGCGCUACAAUGUAGCGAAAAAGAGCGACAAACAAAAACAACAAAAACAACAAAAAAAACAACAAACUCCUCACACUCCGUUGUCGCUCGCAGCGACGAAUGUAACCGACCGCACGACGUUGCUCAUUGCUCACAUUGCUCAGCAGUGUUCCGAACCGUCGUCGUCGGAUCGAACGACGCAACGAAACGGAGUAGUCGCUCGUACGCUCGGUCAGCUACAUUUGAAAAUAGCAAUGGUUGCGAUAAAAUAUCAGCUGCCAUACGUGGUUAGCGAGCUCAACCAACGUUACCCGGUGGUGGUGGCUCGGUGUACCCGCGUAUAGUCCGUUCAGGUGUGGCUCGGGCGAUUCGCUUCGCCGUGGCGAAUUUUCCCUAGCGUGUGUAUCGCUUCGUCGGGAGGACCUCGGGGAGUCCACCCCGCCCGCCCCCCACGGUCGUUGGAAACUCGCAGAGCAGCCAGCGUCCGGCUUUUCGUCGGUAAAAAUGACGACAGCUCUCCGCUCCGCGGUGUCACGGAGCCGGUUCGAGUUGCUCGGGGUACGAAAAGCUCUGGGCACACCUCUGCUAUCAAGGAAGAGACACCGACACUACCUACUCCUCGUCUCGACACAUUCGCGGCGGCGGCGGCUCGCGAGGACCGCCGAGGGACGGCGGAGUGGCGGAGGAGGGAAUCUCGUCCGCGCGCAGGCUUUAUAGAAAAUAGGAGGGUAACAGGAGGCAGUGUAGGUUCGAAGACCGAACGACCGAGUGCUCGCCCACUGCGGCGAAGUGAAGAGAAGCGAAGUGAAGUGAAGUGAGGUGAGUGUAAGUCCGUGCGAGGUGGCGGGAGGACCGCUCGAACAUGCGGAGCGUUGCUCGAGUGGCUUUGGCAGCCUCCUAGAAAAAACCAGCGCUACGAAAUUUUUUUUCUGUCUCCCUCGAAACCCCGCGCGUCUCUCGGUCGGGCUCGGAAAACAUUAAUUGGAACGAAUCGGCCCCUCCUCCGGUCGGCCCACCCUUAUCGACCGUAACGUGUGUCUCGUUUCGGCCGAUUCCGAGGACUUUUGGCGAUAUCCAACGGCCUUCGGGGGAGCGUUGUUGUUUUUUGUUUUUUUUCUUCGGAUUCUCGGCGAAACGUCGUCGCUCGGAGCGGAAACCGGAGGCUAGCGGAGGCGAUCGUCCGGAUAUCGGACGCCGAAAAAUUUCGAGAUGUCCAACGAUCGGGAUAGUCGGGACAGUUGUAACGCGAAAAUGGGGAAUCUAAGGACAACGGGAACGGCGAGGACCGCGGACAAAGAAUCCCUUCGCUCUCGUUCGCUAAGAGUCCUCCGAUCAAUCCUGAUUCGCUGAUGAAAAAAAUUCUGACAAAUAAUAAUAACAACAAUCGUUGCGCACGUUUCACACACACGCACACAAAAACGUCGCAUGCGUGUGGAGUAAACAAGGAUUUAUAAAUACGACGCGGGGAUAAUCCCCUGAUCCGAAUAAUAAUCGAGCUGAACGAAUAUAUAACGCAGCGGUCUCAGAACCCGAAUUUUAGAUAAUAAUUCACACCGCGAUGUCGUCAUCGGGUAAAUCCUUGCACAGCUUCGACCGGGCGUCGAAUCGUCCCGGUCCGGUUGCCCCGUCCGCCUCGUCCUCGAGGCGAUGCGGCGCCACCUCCAGGAUCGCCAAGCCCUCGUCCUCCUCCGGUAGCUCGUGGUCCAGCAGCGGCGAGAUGCGCUCUAGAAACCACCCCGUCUUGGCGCCCAGCAGCCUGGGCCUCUUCGCCUCGGUCUCCUCGCCGGCGGGUCUCACGGUCCCGCCGCAGGACUCCAAGGCGAGGAUCAACGCCGCCGCCGCGAACAAAACGAACAGCAAUUCGUCCGUCCCGACCGAGAACUCGUCGUACUCCUCGGUACCGCCGAACGCCGAGGACACCGGGGCCCUACGUUUCCACUCGACGACGACGACGACGACGACGAACAGGAGCGGGACGACGAGCGGCUCCUCGACGACGCUACCGCCGAGCCGCGGCGAGAGCAACGAGACCGUCGGCAACGACGUCUCCGCGGUCUCGAUGCCCCUCACGUCUUCCCGGAGGCGGCAGCAACAGCAGCAGCAGCAGCAGCAGCAGACGACGACGACGACGCCGCUCCUCUACCUUUCGCCGCCCACCUCGCUAUCGACCCUCGAAGGCGCGACCUCCUCGUCGAACAACAACUCCAGGAACGCGGCGGCGAUCGGAGGCAAGGUCAACGCGGCGGCGAUCGGCAAUCCUACGAGCCGAACGACCCCGACGACCGGGAGGAGCGCCACCGGCAGGAAGCCGAGCCUGUCCAGUUCCGGGAGUCCCGGGAGUCCCGGUAGCCCCGGGAGUCCCACGGUCGCCGAAGGACCCUCGACUUCGUCGUGGAACAACUCGAGCGCCGCCGAUCAGGAAUCCGAAUACGUCGUGGACCCCGUCCACGGGAACACCUACUACAAGGGACAGUUUCUCGGCAAGGGCGGAUUCGGCAGGGUGUAUCUACUCACGGAUGCGGCCAGCGGUAAUCAAUACGCGUGUAAAAUAAUACCGAAAAAUCGUAUGCAGAAGAUACAUCUGCAGAAGAUCGCGCGUGAGAUAAUGAUACACAAGAAACUGACCCACGUGAACGUCGUCCAGAUGUACCAUUACUUUGAGGACAAUUUGCACGCCUACAUGCUCCUCGAAGCCUGUCCAAGGAAGAGCUUGAUGCACGUCCUCAAGUACCGGGGCAAAGUCACCGAGCCCGAGGCUAGGUACUACAUGAAACAAAUGGUCGAGGGGGUGACCUACAUUCAUUCGCAGAGGGUCGUGCACCGGGAUCUAAAGCCCGGCAACAUGUUCCUCUCGGAGCAGAUGAUCGUGAAAAUCGGCGAUUUCGGACUCGCCACGAGCCCCGACGGCCAGAGAAGAAGAGUGACGAUAUGCGGCACGCCGAAUUACAUCGCCCCGGAGGUGCUUUACAAACAGGCGUACAGCUACGAGGCGGACGUCUGGGCGCUCGGCUGCAUCCUGUACGCUCUCCUGGUCGGCCAGCCUCCGUUCGAGUCCUCGCAGCUGAAGGAGACCUACGCGAGGAUCUGCAACAACCAGUACAAGGAGGUGGACGACAAGGUGGCCACGCAGAACGGUCAGGACCUCAUCCACUGGCUGCUCCAGCCCACGCCGAAGCUCAGGCCGACCUUGGACAGGGUCAGGGAGCACGCUUACCUCACCAAGGAGUACGUUCCCCUUUCUCUGCCGCACACCUGCUGCUACCAAAUGCCGCCGCCGCACGUGAUAAUCCCCCAAAACGCGGCCUCCCAAAUAACGCAGCAGGUCGAGGGUCUGACGCACUCGGUUUCCGCCAUGACCAUAUCCCAGAACAAGAUUCGCACGUCGGCAACGAAAACCGCCAAGAUAAAUUGGCUGGUGAAAAAAUUGCCGAAACUACCGCGAUUCCGUCAAAGAUUGAGCACCAUACUAUGUCCGAGCAACAAAAAAUCCGACGUGGUGACGCGCAGCAACGAAAUGCACAAGGCGAUGGAGAAUUGCGUUACGGAAAUCGCCUGUGCCUGCGCGUCGAAAAAUCCUCAACCCGUUGAAGACGCGAUGCCGCUCUUCGUCACCAAAUGGAUCGACUACUCCAACAAAUACGGCCUCGGAUUUCAACUGUCGGACAAAUCCGUCGGCGUACUGUUCAACGACAGCACGAAAAUGAGCUACACUCACGACAGAAGAAGGGUCGAAUACAUGACGACGGACGACGAGAUAACACGUUACAACAGAGAGAAGGACGUUUCCGUGCCUUUGCAGAAGAAGCUCGCGCUUCUCCACUACUUCACCCGUUACAUGGACGACUAUCUUACCGAAGGGGGUGAAAUCCGGGAGGUGAGGGACACGAGGCAGACGAGAGGAGCUUCCGUUCCCCGAAUGAAGCGUUGGCUCCGUACGGACAAAGCGAUCGCUAUGGAGUUGACGAUACCGCUGCUCCAGGUGAAUUUCUUCCGCGAUCACACGAAGAUGGUGGUCUCGCAGGAGCCCCAGGGUACGAGAUUCCUGGUGACGUACAUCGACGCGAGCAGACAGGCGAUAUCGUACUGGUUGAAGGAUAUAUGCGAAUUCGGUUGCACCGCCGAUCUCUACGAACGUCUUCAUUACGUUUGCAAAGUUUCGAGGGAAUUCGCCGAGACGGAUCAGAGCGUGACGAUAACAUGAGAAUUAAUUUUCAAAGGUUCGCGAUUCGCUGAACCGAAUGUAAUUAGCCUUUAAUUUCGAGCAUCUCGUUUCCUUUUUUUCUUUCUUUUUUUUUGUUUUUUUCUUUUUCCGAAAUACAAUCGACUGUCUUCGUUGUUGUUAUUUUUUUCCAUGUGAUAAUCAUCAUCGGCAUAUUAUUCGGAGUAAUGGCAUAAUUAAUUAUUUUUUUUUUCCUUCUCUUUCUUUCUAUUUCUUUUUACAGAGUUCAUUUCGCACCGCUCUGUUAAAAUAUUUAUAAAACUCCCAACGUUCCUCGAUUAUAUUGUCAUUGUCACGCUACCGUUUUAUUUCGUCGAAAAGUGGGACUGAAAAAUUUAUACAUUAACCAUCGGUAAUCGAAUUUCAUCGCCGAUCGUGUUGAGUUACGUUAUUCGAAGUUGGAACGAGUUAAAUAUUAAAAAAAAAAAAAAAAAAACGAACAAAAAGAACAAUACCAAAAACUAAUGUAAAUUAAACGAGACUAAAGAUGCCAACAACACCUUAACCAUAACGAAGAAAUUAAAAAAAAUAAAAAAAAUAAAUAAAUAAUCGAAUAAAACAAUCCCUGUAAACUUUUUAGUAAUGAAAAAAAAAAAAAAAACAAUAAAAAUUGUAUAAUUAGUUUAGAAGAAAUGAAACAAACAAAUAUAUCUAUAUAUAUUAUAUAUAAUAGGAAUUUUGUGAGUGCGUGCACUGUCACUGCCAUCACGUCGCGGUAAAGCAUAUUUAUCUCACGCAAAUUAUGCUGCUGCUGUUCAGGCUGUUACUUACAUUUAUUGUGAAAAAAAAAAAAAAUAUAUCGUAUCACCGAUUAUUAAUUAUUAUUAUAUAAAACGAAUAUUGUUAUCAUUAUUAAUUAAUAUUAUUAUUUACUUAUUUUCGUAUCGUCGAUAGAUCCUCAGUGGCUUGCAGGUUGAAUCCACUGUUGAUGCUAGUAUAACGUCGUUAAUGUCUAUUUCUUUUCCUUACACGAUUAUCAUAGUUAAUAUACAUUCAAGUGAUCUUUAUUCUACUGAAGAGAAGAAGAAAAAAAAAAAAAACAAUAAGAAAUGCUUUUGAUUCACCGCAGCGAUCGACUAGCUGUGAAUCUCUCGAUAUAAAAUAUUAUAUUAGUUGUAUUAUUAUGACAUACGUUUAGAUAUUGAGAGAAAAAUGAUGAUUGGUAAAAAAGAGAAUUAGAUCGUUUGUUUUUUCUUUCUAUCCUGAUAUAUCGAUAUCGAAACAAUCAAUUAUUAGUGAAAAGCCCAACGAUUUAUAUGAUAUAAAUUAUUGAAUAUAGGUACGCGGUUAUAUAGAAUAUAAUAAACAUGAUAUUAGAUAAAUCAGCUAUAUUGUUAUUAUUAAAAGAAUAAUUUUUUUUAUUAUAAUUUUCUAUCGAAUAAUUAUAUAUUAUUACUACAUAUACAUAGAUAUAUAUAUAUAUAUCAACAGAUUGUUCAUUGACGAAUAGGUAAGAAAACGUGAAAUAAAGAGUAAGGUGGUGAUGAAAAAAAAUAACAGCUGAAAUAAUAGUUAAUAUUAAUAACAAUAAUUAUGUCGUAAGAGAAUAUUGUGAUUACAAGGGAGAAAAGAUUUCAAAAUGUUGUGUUUCAUUUGUGCGAAUAAUCGAAAUCCUCGUCACAAUGAUAAUGUCUAGUUAAGUAUAAUCGACAUUUAUUCACUACGCGUACGUUGGUUGUUAAAUUAUUUAAUCUUGGAUAAAAAAUUUCCGCGGAAAUUCAACGCGUUUUUAUCCAAACACCGAGGCCUUCGUUCGCAUAUUUAUUUCAUACAGCACGUGGUCUCGUUCGUUCGUCGAACAAAUAAAAUCGUCGUCUUAUUUCAGUUUUCGCAAAUAAAAGUGAACGCUAUUAGCGUUGAGAUUUAGCAAA
Messenger RNA from Athalia rosae (coleseed sawfly), 6319 nucleotides. Its product is annotated as serine/threonine-protein kinase PLK1-like. Gene Ontology annotation, biological process: regulation of cytokinesis; mitotic cell cycle; protein phosphorylation. Gene Ontology annotation, cellular component: nucleus; spindle pole; centrosome. Gene Ontology annotation, molecular function: protein binding; ATP binding; protein serine/threonine kinase activity. The transcript is spliced from 7 exons. The record is from RefSeq and is a predicted model, not a curated record. Bases 1788 to 4430 code for a protein of 880 amino acids. NCBI's taxonomy places the organism in Eukaryota, Metazoa, Arthropoda, Insecta, Hymenoptera, Athaliidae.